Messenger RNA from Zingiber officinale, 604 nucleotides. RefSeq names its product two-component response regulator ORR41-like. The transcript is spliced from 4 exons. Lineage: Eukaryota; Viridiplantae; Streptophyta; Magnoliopsida; Zingiberales; Zingiberaceae. Gene Ontology annotation, biological process: phosphorelay signal transduction system. The coding region runs from base 33 to 425 and encodes 130 amino acids. The record is from RefSeq and is a predicted model, not a curated record.
CUCCCUCUUUCCCCUGCUCUGCUUUUAUUCGCAUGGCGAACUCGAUGCUCUCGGCGCUCCUCGUCGAGGACAAUGCGAUCGCCCGGGUGGUGGUGAGUAAGCUGAUGGUGGAACAGGGGAUGGCAUUGGAGGAGGCGGAGAACGGGAAGGCGGCCGUGGAGUCGGUCAAAGGAGGCAAGUCCUACGACCUCAUCCUAAUGGACAGGGAAAUGCCAGUCAUGGACGGCCAUGAAGCUACCAAGCAGCUCCGAUUACUGGGAGUGAAGGCCCCCAUCGUAGCUCUCUCGGCGGACACCCAGCAGUGCCAUAAGGAUUUGUUUCUCCAAGCCGGAGCCGACGAAUUCAUAGAGAAGCAGCCCCUGACGAAAGAUAAAUUGGCUCAGAUCCUCACCAAGUAUGGCCUUCGACGAGGAGAUGCUUUGUAGAGGUCCAUGAUCUCUGCGUGCAUGCUACAGCUUACUUACCUCUCUGAAUGUCAAACUGAUAUUUUAAUUGUCCAUUAAAGCACCUUCUACGUUAGCAUGUUCAUCUUCUCAGUUAAUAAAGAGCAAUAUGUAUCAAUGGAGUGAAUUUGGCACCUUAGGAAAUGCUUUCUUUUGUGGAA